Cyprinus carpio (common carp) is the source of this 1668-nucleotide messenger RNA. RefSeq names its product T-box transcription factor TBX6-like. The transcript has 6 exons. Gene Ontology annotation, biological process: vasculogenesis; cell fate specification; heart looping. Lineage: Eukaryota; Metazoa; Chordata; Actinopteri; Cypriniformes; Cyprinidae. The record is from RefSeq and is a predicted model, not a curated record. The coding region runs from base 432 to 1445 and encodes 337 amino acids. Gene Ontology annotation, cellular component: nucleus. Gene Ontology annotation, molecular function: DNA-binding transcription factor activity, RNA polymerase II-specific; RNA polymerase II cis-regulatory region sequence-specific DNA binding.
UGGGAUUUUAUCGAUAACGGUAAUACUGUAAAUGUGAAAUUAAAACUGUCAGUAGGUGGCAGCAGGUCACUGUUAAUUGAACCGAAUCAUUUAAAGGGCGGAUUCAUUCAGGAACGAAACAGCGUCAUGUUUCUCAGAGACGCAAAUUGGAAUUAUAUUUGUUGGCGAAAUAGAGCAAAAACAGUCAAUAUUGUGUCUAAAACGUAAGUAUCUUAAUAUUAAAUUAUUGUUUAUUGAACUGCUGUAUAAAAUCAAUAUCACAUUUGUAACCUUAGUCUUCAUGUGAUACUGAUUAACUAGGGUGAAUUGCCCUAAAGUGGGACACCUAAGGUCUAGUGUUUAGGUCUCCCCCAUAAAAACACAAACGCCAGUGAAACUAUGGGUCAGCGAAAGCUGUGGUAUCUUGUCACUAAAAUCACCUGACCUCUCAGAUGUCCAGUCAUAUUUGGGGGCAGAGCAAUCAUCAGACAGGAAGCACAUUGUGUGAAGACCACCCAAAGAUCAUUCUCCACUCUCUGCAUCGAUAUCAGCCGCGGGUUCAUGUGAUCGAGGCCCGAGACGUGCUGAUGUGGGGCAGAGCCCAGCACUAUUUCAGCUUCCCUGAAACACAGUUUAUUACCGUCACUGCGUACCAGAACAGCAAGAUAACCGAACUGAAGAUAAACUCAAAUCCUUUUGCGAAAGGCUUUCGAGAGAAUGGCAUGAACUGCAAGAAACAAAGAAAUGCCAGACUAAAGAGGAAAAUUACAUCCUGUGAAGAGGAAUAUUUGGAUAUUGAGUCAAGUGAUCCAUGUGAUUCCACGGAGCUCCUCCCACAGUCGGAGGAAAUCCCAAGCUCCGCCCUCUCCAUGAUAAACACCACCCUCCCAUUAACAGACUCGGGUUUCCACAUAGAAGUACCAUCUCUGUCAGAUCAGACCGUCUCUGACCAACCCCUCGUGCUUGGACAGGCGGUCUUGAGCUCUGAGAUUCCCUCCUCAGUGGAGAGUCAACAACAGACAGCCUCUGAAAACAAUGUAAACAACACACUGAUGGAUGGGUCUGGACAAAUGAUGGGCCUCUCUGGAUACUCCUCAGCUUUCCCCAGUCCUCAGCUCAGCUCCUCUUUGCCUCAGUUGUCUUCCAUCUAUUCCGUGGUUUCCUCCACACAGAGCUCUGAGCUGGAGCUCCCACUGUCCUCAACCAUUCCCUCACCCACAUACUCCUCUAUGCCUCCAUCGCACUAUCCUGGUCUGAACACCUCCAGGACUAUGCCCUCUUCUACAACCUCUUCUCCAGGCUCUUUAUACCCUCCCAUCUCUCCGCAACCUGCUCCCCUUCUCAUCCUACCAUCCUCUUCUUCCGGCAGACCAAUCCCAGGACAACCUAAGCCCUCAUAUGCCCACAAAUCCACCUUUCCAAUCCAUUCCCCCCUCUUCUUGUCAAGGUUCUGGGUUAACGAUUGACCCUGGCUGAAAUCAAGUGGAUGAUGGAGGAUUUGGCUCAUCCAAUGCAAUGACUCCUGCAGUCCAAAACCCAACCCAAACGGCCUUUCCCUUCCCGCCGGUGCAGUCCUCACAUGAUCCCGAGCCAUCAUCCCCUCCAUGUAAGAGUCUAUCCUUCCCCCCCAGUGCCGCAGUGCAGCCCAGUUCCCACUCCUUCAAACCCAAACCCGACGCUCUUAUGCUC